This is a messenger RNA of Limulus polyphemus (Atlantic horseshoe crab), 1657 nucleotides long. RefSeq names its product neurotactin-like. The record is from RefSeq and is a predicted model, not a curated record. The transcript has 6 exons. NCBI's taxonomy places the organism in Eukaryota, Metazoa, Arthropoda, Merostomata, Xiphosura, Limulidae. The coding region runs from base 32 to 1657 and encodes 541 amino acids.
AAGAACAUUUCACUAUUGGAAAUGGAUAAUUAUGGGAGUUCUCAUGCUGUUUUUAGCCAUAAUUAUUGUUAUUAUUGGAGUUUUACUCACAAGUUCCGAGCCUCAACCUCUUCAAAAGACAGCUAACCCCUUAACUAUAACAGAAUGUGGACAAAUUCAGGGCCUUAUUCAAGAUGGAGUCUAUGUUUUCAAAGGCAUUCCCUACGCCCUUCCCCCCACUGGUGAGCAUCGAUGGAAGCCACCCCAGCCAGUAGCUGCCAUUGAAGACUGUUGGAAUGGCAUUUUUAUGGCCCACAACAUGAGUAAGUCUUGCUACCAAAAAGGGUCUUUAAUUUCUCAUCAGGACUUCAGUGAAGACUGUUUGUAUCUGAAUGUGUACACUCCUAGUUUGUCUCACCACCAGCUUCGUCCCGUUAUAGUUUACAUUCCAGGCUAUUCACUACAGGGGUCUUACGUAGAUUUGGAGUGGCAACCCAAUCCCAUAUUAGCCAAAGAGAAAGAUGUCUUACUUGUUACUUUUAAUUACCGAUUGAAUGUGUUUGGCUUCAUGACUCUGAAGGUGCUAUCAGACGCUGUUCGGCCUCCUACCUCCGGAAACUACGGUUUCUAUGAUCAAAUCGCAGCUCUCAAGUGGGUGAAGAGGAAUAUCAUCCAUUUUGGAGGAGAUGCAAAAAAAAUAACAGUAUUAGCUCAUGGUUCUGGAGCUACGGGGGCUGUCUAUCUCCUGAGCUCCUUGAAAAGUCGGAAUUUAUUUAGCCAGAUGUGGAUCACGGGGCCGUCUGCUCAGUUCCCUGACAAAACACUCCAACAAGUUCAGUUAGAAAAUUUGCAGUUUCUCAGGAACUUGAACUGUGACACAAGGGAGUGUCUACUAAUCAAAACGCCGGAAGAGUUACUGAACGCAAUGCCAGAUUCCUGGUCUGCUGAUCAUCUCACUGACCUGCCGUCCACGAUGGAUCGUUCUUUGAGUCCAAUAGCUGUCAUCGAUGGCGUCUUAGUAUAUGACGAUCCUUUUACCAUGUGGAAAGACGGAACGAUCAACGAUGUCCCGAUCGUUAUAGGAAGUGCAGCUCAAGAAAUUGGACUGUGGAGUGGUGAUCGUCAGGGUUUGAAUACAUGGACUUGGGAAGAUUUCAUUGAUUAUGUCAGACAGAGAUUAGAUACUAUAGACACUAAUUUGACGAACGCAGUAUUGGACUAUUACGUAAGAAACUCGUCUACCCCAAAGAUGCAGUUUUAUACAAUGGUCUCAGAUGUUCGAGCUGUUUGUCCUAUCCAGGACUUGACCGACAAGGCAUCUAACCAGCUAGAAUCCAGUGUUUAUUCCUACAUUAUCGACUACAUUCCCAGUAAGGCCAUUAAAAUUGCAAACAAAACUCUUCCUCAAGUUGCCUUCAGUGGAUUAGACAUUAUAGCCAUCUUUGAUUUGCUCCAUAAAUACAUUUUUGAGCCCACUGAUGCGGACAUUAAGUUCCAAAGAAUCAUACAAGAACUUUUCUAUACGUUCGUUCAUACUGGUAAACCUUUCCUUGGUUAUUCUCCACUGAAAAAAGCAGCUUAUAUCAACUUUAUUGGAGAGGUUGUUAAUGCGAAGAUGGCGCCUUACGAAAACUGUCACGUAUGGGAAGAUUUUCUGAUGUUUGGAAAUAUUAAUUGA